Molecule: messenger RNA, 2091 nt
Organism: Striga asiatica
Lineage: Eukaryota; Viridiplantae; Streptophyta; Magnoliopsida; Lamiales; Orobanchaceae
Source: the annotation of a GenBank genome assembly
AUGUCCGAAACCAGAGACCCCGUCUUGGUCCACUUUGAGUCCAUGCUCCGUAGACAGCCGACUACCACCUCAAGUAGCCCCUCCAUCUUCCGAGUGGACCGCGACAAUCGCCAGGGCAGCGAAAACCUCUACGAGCCGAAACUUGUCUCCAUCGGCCCAUAUUACCACCAAACAGCCCAUCUCCAGAAAAUGGAGGCCCGAAAGCUCGCGUACCUCAAGUGCCUGGUCAAACGCUGCGGUGAGUCCACCUUCGAAGAAUGCGUAGCGGCCGUGUGGUCCUUGGAGGAAAAAGCCCGAAAGUCCUACUCCGAGCCCAUCGAGCUGCCCAGCCCAGAGCAGAUGGUGAAGAUUCUUGUGUUUGACGGGAUUUUCGUGGUCGAGCUGCUCCGAAAGAUCGAGAUGGUCGAGCUGAGGGAGAUGAACGACCCAAUUUUUCAAUACCAGCAUUUCGGCGACAUGGUCGGGCGCGACCUGAUGCUCGUGGAGAAUCAGGUCCCGUUUUUCGUGCUCCACAAGCUUUUCACCAUGACGAGGAGCAAGGACGACCCAUAUGGCGACAUUCUUUUCCAUAUCCGUGAUUUUGCCUACUGCAUUUCGCCGUGGGACACGGACAUUAAUUCGGUAGAAAACCUGGAGGAAUAUAACAAAAAUCACCUCCUUGGCCUCGUCUACCAAAUCUUGUUCAAGGAAAUCAUAAAAGCCGACAGGCCCGUCGACGAAGAAAUUGUGGAAAGAUAUUUGCGUAGGGACUCCGAGCUGCAGCAGGAAACAAGAGACCACGUCUCGGACGACAUCUACUCAUUAAUCCUCCAGCUGCCUUCCUCCCCGAGCAGCAGCCCCACCUUCGAUGACGACAGCGAAAACCUCUACAACCCGAAAUUCGUUUCGAUUGGCCCUUUUCACCACCAAACACCCCAUCUCCAGAAAAUGCAGCCGCACAAGCUCGCGUACCUAAAGGGCCUGCUCGCACGCCGCGAUGAGUCCACCGUCAACAGAUAUGUAGUGGCCGUGAGGUCCCUGGAGGAAAAAGCCCGAAACUCCUACUCCAAGCCCAUUGAGCUCGACCAGGACGAGCACGUGAAGAUUCUUGUGGUCGACGGGCUUUUCGUGGUCGAGCUGCUCCGAAAGAACAGGCUGCAUGAGCUGAGGGAGAUGAAUGACCCCAUUUUUGGAAAGGGGCAAUAUGUCCUUGACAUGGUCCUGCGUGACCUGAUGCUCGUCGAGAAUCAGGUCCCAUUUUUUGUGCUCCUCCGGCUUUUCGCCAUGACGAGGGGCUGGGACCCAUGGGACGACAUUUUUCACCUCCUCCGUUGUUUUGCUCACAACAUCUCACUGUCGGCCUACGAUUUUUUGUCCACAAUAAAACCAGAGGAAAAUAACACCGACAAUCACCUCCUUGGCGUCGUCUGCAAAAUCUUGUUCGGGAAUUUGAUUGAUGAAGAACUUGUGGAAAAAAGGGCCGAGAUCAAAAGGAGCAACUGCCUCAACGUCACAUUCGUCUACAAAAAUUUGUUUUCGUUGUUCGGUAAACUGAAAGCCCAGAGGCCCGUCGGCUUAAAAUUUCUGGCCGUCUCCAAGCUGCAGGAAACAGGGGUCGAGUUCAAAAGGACUGACGGCAGUAUCGACAUCACAUUCGACGGGGGCGUCCUUAGAAUUCCGAGACUCGGCGUGGACGAACACACGGAGUCGGUUUUGAGGAAUUUGAUCACGUACGAGCAGUUUUUAACCGACUACCAACCAAGCUACGUGACAGACCACAUCACCUUCUUAAAGUUCCUCGUCAAGCGGCCGACGGAUGUGCAGAUAUUGAGGAGGCAUGGGAUUUUGGAAAACUUUUUGGGCCAAGACCAGAUGGUAUGCAAUGUUUUUAGGAGUCUCGGGAAAAAUGAAGAUGACGUGGACUCGUGGUGCGAUUUUCGCUACACGGAUGUUCAAGAGGCGGUGAACAGAUAUUGCAACAGGCGUGUGAUUAGGUUGAAGGCGGUUUUGAGGCGGUGGAUGGCGGAAUUGUGGCAGAAAUAUUUCAAUAGCCCGUGGUCGUUUAUCAAGUUUUGUGCAGCAUAUUUUGUUGGACGGUCAGAUCUUGCCUAA